Molecule: messenger RNA, 886 nt
Organism: Staurois parvus
Lineage: Eukaryota; Metazoa; Chordata; Amphibia; Anura; Ranidae
Source: the annotation of a GenBank genome assembly
GCACUCUGCAGCAGAGCCAGGCUGGUCACCUUCCUCCCCGGGUUCUGUUCCCUCAUGAGGAGGGUGAGGGGAACCCGUACUUUUUUCUACUGCAGGAUCCUCAGGCUCUGAUGAACCUUAUGUAGCUGCUACACCACCUGACUUGCUUCCCAGAACAGUGUGGCCAGAUGAGGUUAUGGGGCCUUUUGGUCCACAGGAUCAGCGCUUUCAACUCCCUGGCAAUGUUGGAUUUGAUGCUCAUGUAAAUGGAAUGAACACAGAGAGCAAAGUCCAAGUUCCAAGAAACUUACCUGACCUCCUAUCUGAGCCAGCUGCUAGUGAGAGACACGAGUUUGUCAUGGCGCAGUUUGUCAAUGAAUUCCAGGGAAGUGAUGUUUCUCUGCAGCAGCAAGAAGUAUGCAGUGCGGGAUCAUACUUUGAGAAUGCAAAAGUAGAGUGUGCCAUGCAGAGAUGUCCAGAACUGCUGAGAAAAGAUGUUGUAUCCAUGUUUCCUGAGAUCCCUGAUAACCACGUACUAGUACUAACUGUGACACAGAAAACUAUGAAUGAUAUGACCAUGUGGAGCGAAGAGGUGGAGAGCGAGAGAGAAGUGCUGCUGGAGAAGUUCAUUAAUGGUGCUAAAGAAAUAUGCUAUGCCCUCAGGUCAGAAGGCUACUGGGCUGACUUCAUAGACCCAUCUUCAGGACUGGCAUUUUUUGGUCCAUACACAAAUAACACUCUUUAUGAAACGGAUGAACGCUAUCGGCACCUUGGAUUCCGGGUGGAGGAUCUCGGCUGCUGUAAAGUCAUUCGCCAUAAUGUCUGGGGAACGCACGUUGUAGUAGGAAGUAUUUUCACUAAUGCACCUCAGGACAGUGCCAUCAUGAGGAAGUUGGGAGAACACUAG